Messenger RNA from Durusdinium trenchii, 918 nucleotides. NCBI's taxonomy places the organism in Eukaryota, Dinophyceae, Suessiales, Symbiodiniaceae. The record is from the annotation of a GenBank genome assembly.
AUGGCGCUUGACUUUGCAUCAGACUCUUUGCCAGAGGACUACUUGCAGCUCCACAUCCAGAUGCUCAGGGGGAUGGACACCUUUGAGUGGGAACCCUUACCCACCUUGAGCGACGAUGAGAACAGCCUGGACCUUGCCUUGCUGUUAGCACGCAACUCGCAGUGCAAGGCUGGCAGCAUGGGUUGUUUGGUGGUGCAGAAAGGCCAAGUCAUCGCAUGUCAUGUAAACGGCCCCAUGUGGGAGAUGAAUUCAAGGCGUCCAGCCUCAGAUUUGCAUGCGGAGGUGCAGGCCAUCGGCCGCUGUGCCCAGCUGGGGCGCUCUACAGCAGGCGCCACAGUCUACGUGACCAUGCCGCCCUGCCGGCGCUGCUUCAUGCUCCUUGCAGCCUCAGGGGUGAAGCGCAUCGUCACACGGAAGGCCAUGCUCGGACAAGAUGCCAAGGACAUUGAGCCCGCAGCAAGACGUUUGGAGAUCGCUUUUGAAGUGAUCGAGGAUACGAAUGAGCGCAGGCAGCGUUUGGAUGAGCUGGGCAGGAAGCGUAGAAAGAUUGAUCCUGCACCAGCAGAAACGACACUCGCACCAGAAGCGGAGCUGGGCUUCAAUGUUGGCUCCGGUGUGCGCAAGAAGGCGAACCGGGAGCUUGCUGCAGAGCACCUCGGUGAAUCUGUGAGGGUGGGAGGUGGCACUUCACAGACAGAUGGGUCGGACGACGAUGAAGCGGAGCAGGAGAGUCCACUCGUUCCAUUGAUGCAAUCAUCUCCAUUUUCUUCGGAGAUAGAUGUGUCGGAGGAGAUUCAGCAGAUGCAAUCGUCUCCUGUUUAUUCGGAGACGGAUGUGUCGGAGGAUGAAGUACAACAGGAGUGUCUCCAUGAUGCAAUUGUCUCCUGUUUAUUCGGAGACGGAUGUGUCGGAGGAUGA